AUAAUUUUUUUCUUGAUAAUUCUGUAUGGGAAUAUUUUCUUCAAAAACUAACUGAAAAGACUGAUGAUUUUGAAUAUUUUGUUCAAAAAAUAGCUAGAGUAUCAGCUGUUAAAGUAUAUCAAGGCAAUAAUCAUCACAUUUUUGAAAAUGAUCUUCGUAAAUUAUUUAACCAGAAUAGGAUAAUUGCCUAUAUAAUUCAAGUUACUGAAGGAGACGGUGGAUUAGAUUUAUUACUUUCAUAUAAGGGUAAUCAAAUAUGUGUACAGUAUAAAGAUAGAGAAAAUGCUCUUACAUUAUCUAUAUUAAAAGAAUUUGAAUUCACAAUGAUACAUUUUAAAAAUUUAUUGGAGAUUUUGGUUUAUAAUA
Molecule: messenger RNA, 366 nt
Organism: Racocetra persica
Lineage: Eukaryota; Fungi; Glomeromycota; Glomeromycetes; Diversisporales; Gigasporaceae
Source: the annotation of a GenBank genome assembly